Messenger RNA from Peniophora sp. CBMAI 1063, 1080 nucleotides. The record is from the annotation of a GenBank genome assembly. NCBI's taxonomy places the organism in Eukaryota, Fungi, Basidiomycota, Agaricomycetes, Russulales, Peniophoraceae.
AUGCUGCACUUUGCUCCCACCUUCCUUCUCUCCCUCCUCGCCGUUCUCCUGGCAGCCGGUGAUGCGCUCGCCGCGCCCACCGAGCUCAAGAAGUCAAAGACGACCGAGACGCGGGUCAUCAACAAUGGCGACGGCACGGCGGAUGUCACUGCACCCAUCACGUUUGAUACCCAGGAGCAGAAAAUGACGUCUCAAGGCAUGGUCACGGAGACAUGUCAAGUUACGAUGACCCCGGUCACACAGAAAGGCCAGGCGAUGAUCGAGGUUGCCCGCGUAUGCAACGUCGACGUCGUGAGCUUGAACUCGACGACAACCGCUGCCGCCGCCACAUCGACGGCCGCUGCCCAGACUUCGGCUUCGGCUUCUGCGGCUGCGACCACAACCGCAGCGGACACCACGUCCGCAGCUGCGGCAACCUCGACGGCCGCUGCCACCAGCGCCGCUGAUACCACCUCUGCGGCUGCAGAGACUUCUGCGGCUGCAGAGACUUCUGCGGCAACGAGCGCUGCAACGAGCGAUACGGCCGCCGCGACGUCUGCUGCGGCGACUUCUGCCGCCGAGACCACUUCAAGCGCGGAUUCUGCAUCGGCUGCUGCCACCAGCGCGGCAUCGUCUGCCACGGAGGCUGCCUCGACCGCAAGCGUGGCGAUCUCCACCGUUGAUCUCUCGUCUAUUCUUGCUUCGCAGAGCGCUGCUGCUGCUACCGCAACUUCGGCGGCUUCUUCGGCUGCUGCCACUGGAGCUGCAGCUACCGCAACGGCGGCAAGUGCUUCGGCAGCUGCCGCAUCGGCUUCCAGCACGGCUUCAGCCACUGCCGCGGCGGCAGCGGCGGCAGAUAACGCGUCCGGCUCCACUGCUACCGCAAGCGCGACUGCUUCGGCUGCUGCCCAGGCUGCUUUCCAAAUCCCUGGCAAGCAGCUCCAGGUGUUGCCCAUCGGUCUCGGUGUCUUCGCCGGCAUCUCCGUCAUCGCGCUCAUCGUCGUCGGUCUCGUCACAUACGAGCGCACCAAGUACCGCCGCGCCUUCCGUCAGAAGAAGCUCGCCGAGCAGGCCGCACCCAUCGCGUACGGCACCGCAUAG